UCAAAAUCAACCAGCUGCUGCAGAGGCCGUAUAUAAAAAAAAAGAUAUGUAUUCCAAUUAUAAACUAUUAAAUGUUAAACUACGCAUGCCCAAAGAUCAAGAACUAUUUCCCGAUGUGUCAAGACCAAAAAAUGUCGGUGUAUACAGUGUGUCGCCCGAGGGAGAAUUUGAGAAUUUCAACAAACGUAUGCGAUUCUUUCAACCGUCAGUCACGUGUCCCUUCGCCCUAGGAGCCAACGAGAAUCUACUUCAGGAUGAAGAUGUCGCAAAUCGAAGUUAUUUGGAUACGCUGCUCUUAUUCCUGACAUCCACACAUGAAAGACGUCAAUUGAUUAUGGAAACCGAAUUUGUCUGCAGUCGCGAUGUCUUAGUCCUGCUCUUGUGCACUCCUUUCGAUCGAAAAAAGAAAUGGUCCAUUGCGGUCAGUAAAUAUCGCAAUACCAUCUAUAUGUGUCUGGUACCAGACGAGGACGUCGUCGAACAAUUGGACAAUACACGCUUUCAGAUAUUAUACAAAAACUCUUUGCUGAAAAACUUGAAAGAACACUGUCUGGUAUCAAGAGUUGAAGAUUUGGAUCGAAUUGAAGAUUAUGAACAGAGAACGGAAAAUGGUCAACUCUAUGGUGUAUUUAAGACGACUUUUGAUGGCUCGAUUCUCUUAUUUGAUGCUCCUGUCACCGCCGAGAAAACUAAUAAUUACGCACUUAAUGGAAAAUUUAAGAAUUGUUCUUUAACUAAUACUGGCAGUUUUGGGCAACCCACAACGUUUGUGGAUCUGCGUCUGCGCCAGGAUACAAUGAGUGGUCCUGAAUGGGCAGCACACCAUACAAAUGAGAUGAUUUUGUGGUGGGCGGAAUGCUUCUUGACUGGCAUCGAAACAAUACACGUUGCCCACUAUGAUAAAAAUUUGAUUGUGAAUCGGUUUCAUGACUUGGUGGUGCUUGAUCUUCAUCUGGAGUGCAAGAAACACUGGUCGCCGAGCGCUUGUGCCAAUUUCUUGUCACGUUUCUUGAUGGACAUCAAAAAGCUAAUGUCUCACGUGGACAGCUCUAGUGCCGUUUAUAUGGUGGAAUACGACCCAAAGGGCGAAGGGAUCACCUACACGGUAGAGGCGGAACGUAAUGAGCAUACAUUCAUACCCGAUUGGUAUACAAAAAAGUUCAAUCUGAACGGGAGUAGUAGCAUGCCUUUUGAAUAUUCCGUAUAAAGUUGAACAUUUGUCUCUAUUGAUAAGUGAGGAGAGUUAUGUUUAUUGACAGCAGUAAUUGAAAUUUAUGUAAUCACACUAUUAAAUAAUUUAAUACAAGUUUUGUUUACAUUUUGUUUCAUUUUUUGUUUCUGAGAAUGCAUUCGAUUUUACAAAAAUAUGGAAAUGCUACUUAGUUACAGACUAAAUUUAGACGCAGACACAGCUGUGUGUUGUUGGCUUACAGCUCGGUCUUCUUGGGCUUGGCGCUGCGAUCGAAGCCCUUCAGUUCUGUGGUCGCCUCCUUGGCAAUGUACUUGAUGAAAUCAUCAAGUUCGCGACCGCCAUUGUAGCUAACAGGCUUGUUCUUUGAAUCCUUGGGCAGCCAGAAGAGCGUUGGGAAGCCGCGCACAUUGAACUCUGGUGGCACAUCGUUGGCCGUGGCAUCCAUCUUCACAAUGGCAACAUCUUCGUCCUGCAGCUUCUCGGCCAACUCAUCGUAAAUGGGAGUCAAUUUCUUGCAGUGACCGCACCAUGGGGCAUAGAACUCGACCAGCGUAUCCUUGCCGUUGUUGAUGACAACUUCAUCGAAGUUCUUGGCGACGGCAAUCUUGACAGGUGCAUCAUUGGACUCGGGCACGGGUUCGCUCUUAAUGUAUGGCUCCAAUUCGUUGGCCAGCAGCUUCUCAACGAAAUCGUUCAGAUUGUCGACGGAGAACUCUUCCUUGAGCGCAUACUUGAGAUUCUUGG
Molecule: messenger RNA, 1936 nt
Organism: Drosophila sulfurigaster albostrigata
Lineage: Eukaryota; Metazoa; Arthropoda; Insecta; Diptera; Drosophilidae
Product: protein cutoff
Exons: 3
Coding region: 47-1207 (386 amino acids)
Biological process (GO): NAD-cap decapping; nuclear-transcribed mRNA catabolic process
Cellular component (GO): nucleus; cytosol
Source: RefSeq, a predicted model, not a curated record